GUGCGAUAAACAGUCGACAACUCGAUUGCCAAUCAAAACGAGACAUUUAAUGAACGCCUUAUUGCGAGUGAACUGUCGUCGAAGUGAAUGAGUAAUACUUGUAUUGUAUUCAUCAUUAGAUCACUCAUUGAUUGAGUCAUUAAUUAAACAAAUCGUUUGUUUUGUUGUUUUCAUUGUUGUUAUAAUUAAUACACAAUUAGUGUUGUGUUGUUGUGGUUGUCGUCAUCACCUCUACUCUGUCUCUAAUCUCUUGUAGUGAUCAGUGAUUGGCUGAUAAUCGCUAAGAAGUGAUUGCAUUUUAGUAUUGAUUGAGUGAUAAUCAGCUGAAGACAUGAGUUAUAAGGGCUAUCAGUCGACCAUUGGUGGCGAUGAGCGCAACGACUGGUCCCGACUCUCGCAGACGGUGGCCACUAAUGUCCAGAAGAUAUCGCAAAAUGUUAAUCAAAUGCAACGAAUGGUCAACCAAUUGGGCACAUCUCAAGACUCCGACAAUCUUAGGACUAAUUUACAUGAGAUCCAACACUACACCAACCAAUUGGCUAAAGACACGAAUAAUAACCUCAAAGAGUUGGCACAAAUGCCACAAUCGACUAAUGUGUCCGAACAGAAACAGAGACGAAUGCUGAGGGAGCGGCUGACCAGCGACUUCUCGGAGGCCCUCAAGAACUUUCAAGUGAUCCAAAGGACCGCCGCCUCCAAAGAGAAGGAGAGUGUGAUCAGAGCCCGGGCUAACUCUGGCCUUAAUUCAAAUAGCGGUUGGGACGACCACUCGUCCAGAGGGCCGUCGAAUCUGAUUGAUUUGCAAAGUCCACAAUCGCAGACACAGAUCCAGAUGGAAGAGGAGUGCGAUAUAGAGCUCCUGCGGGACAGAGAACAGGCCAUCCGUAAGAUCGAGUCGGAUAUCGUGGAAGUGAAUCAGAUAUUCAAAGACUUGGCGACAAUGGUUCACGAACAGGGAGAGGUGAUCGACAGCAUUGAGGCCAAUGUGGAGACCGCGUCCAUACAGGUGCACGAGGGCACCGCCCAGUUGUCUAAAGCGCGUGACUAUCAGGUUUGUCCGGCCAGUCCUGCCCGAGGGCAACACUUUUUCACUGACUUUUAUAUCUGUUUUGUUUGA
This is a messenger RNA of Medioppia subpectinata, 1117 nucleotides long. Lineage: Eukaryota; Metazoa; Arthropoda; Arachnida; Sarcoptiformes; Oppiidae. The record is from the annotation of a GenBank genome assembly.